Molecule: messenger RNA, 1338 nt
Organism: Anneissia japonica
Lineage: Eukaryota; Metazoa; Echinodermata; Crinoidea; Comatulida; Comatulidae
Exons: 6
Coding region: 526-1176 (216 amino acids)
Source: RefSeq, a predicted model, not a curated record
GCGAGGGAGGUGUGGCUUCUUUUGGUGACGUCAUGCAACAUUACUAUCGACUAAUGUAUGUAGGCUUAGAGAGGCCUAGGCCUAGUGCUUCUAGCUGCGUGGUCAGUGCUUGUCCGAAGUUCUAGAGAACUGAUCUGAUGGUCAAGCCUAACAUUAGUGAUGUGCUAAGACUAGAGCAGGAGCGGUCUCUACACCCUCUGUAUGAUGGACCCCGGGGCGGAUUGUUGUUAGUUUAUUAUUACAGAUCGAUCCCUUGGGGCCUAGUUAAAAUGCCCUAUUUAUAUUAACAGCCAUCCCUGAAUUUUAGGCAUUUUUAUGCAAAUUUAAUUUAAAAUGGAACCUGUCAUCAGUUGAUGCCGGUUAAUUAUGGUGAUGGAUAAUACAGGAGCGUAGGUUGGUUUGAGGCGGAGCAAUAAAUGAAAAAGGAACCAAAUCGCAAAUUAAGAUUUUUAUUUUUUUUAAUAGCCAGGGCUAUGGGAGAUGUUGUGUAAAAAGUAAAUAAAAUUCUGAAAUCUGUAAAUUGAGAUGGAUACUCCUGAUGCAUGGGAAAAAAGGUUGGUACAAAUUUGUCAAGGAUCGACUAAAGAGGACGAGAAACAAGAGACGUUUGAUGACGUGGCCGAUACGUUAGAUCAGGCUGCAAAGGAAAGUGGUUAUACUGCACCUCAAUAUUGCAGCACCCUACUCUCACGGUAUAUACCUGAUAGAAAGGCCAACAUUCUUGACUUUGGAUGUGGAACCGGACUUGCAGGCGAACAGCUGCAUCAACUUGGUUAUCAGCAUAUUGACGGUCUUGAUUGCGCCCCCAAGUGUUUGCAAGUUGCUGAAAACAAACAGAUAUACAGACGAUUGUUCUGUGAUUUUUUUUCUGGACAGACUUUGAAUCUGGAAACAGAUUUCUAUGAUGGAUUGAUAUGCAUUGGCGGAUUUUACCCUUUAGGUUUGAAGGCCAACUGUUUUAGCGAAUGGAUACGUACCGUUCAGCCAGGAGGUUACAUACUAAACGUCUUUAGGAACAGCUAUUUAGAUACCUGCGCUGACUACAAUGAUGGAAAAUUAGAAGGCGAAAUGAAAGCUUUAGAGUCUGAUGGAAAAUGGAAACUGAUCUCGACUGAAAAAUUUGAGGCUGGUCGCAAAGAAUGGAAUAUGAUUUUAUUUAUACACCAAAUUUUGUAACUAGGCCUAUAUAAUGCAAUACAACAGAAGUAAUUGGUUUAGUUUAAUUCACUGAGAGAAACGUGGUGUUCUAAUUGAAUCGUGCUGAUUUUUUUGCAGUAUUUUAUAGUUAUUGUUUUCAACAUUAUGAACAGACUAAUAAAACAUUACCAUAGCAUAUCA